AUGAAUUACAUCCCAUUCUCUGAGACCCACCAGCUGAAUCAAGAGCUGGCGUUGGAUGACGCAAGAGCACUCCGCCGUGUGUCACCACGUUGGCCGAGCUCGACAAGCUUGCCAGGGCACGCGCGGGCUCAACUCAGAUCUCCUGAGUUGGAUAAAUAUUUAGAAAAAGAGUUUCUCGUUCCGCAGCUUGAUCGUUUAGCACCAAGACUCUGGCUGGUCUCGACCCCGAGAAGCUCCCAUAUAUCGGCUCUUCAUCAUCAAGCGGCUCGAGGCCGAGAGAUUAUUCUUGUAGAGAACCCGCACCUUCACCUAGUCUGGAAAUACAACAAAAUAUUUAUCAAGCCAAUUCCAAAGUACCUGUUAUCGUUUGCUUUCUGGCAGUACCUAGUUGAAUCGAAUGCCGGUAAUGGAGAUGUUCAAAAGGCGAUCAUUGGCCUCAUGCGAUCUUAUUCCUAUCUGAUCCGAUAUGAGUCCGACUUCGACCUCGCCCAAGAGAAAGGCUUAGUUCCGAAGAGCGACGGGAUUGAUAAUAUUACCUGGGACGCUUUUGCUCAUUUGAUCGCGACAUUUGAAGGGUAUGAGGAUGCGAAUGCAUCACCACGGUACAGCUACGGCGAGCUCCGCCUGACGCGACUGAACUUUUACUCGCGUAUUUCCCUUGGAAAACUGACUUUCCACCACAUCGACGCUCAAUGGGGCUCAUAUUUGAACCAUUUCAUGGUACCUUCAUUAAUAAUCUUCACUAUCAUCUCCGUCAUCCUCAACGCGAUGCAGGUUAGAUUGGCUGCACAAAGUGUCCAAUACUCUGACAAAGACGGGAUGGCAUUUAUAUUCGUUUCAGAGUGGUUUCCUGUGUUUGCUCUGGUUUUUGUUGGGCUUUUCAGUACAUUUAUGAUCCUUUUUAUUCUGUUCAUGUUUUGCCACGAUAUAUGGUUUUCGAGGAACAUUAUCAAAAAGAAAAAUAACGCUUGCGACGGAGCCUGGAAGACAAGUAAAUCAGGGGUAGUCUAG
Messenger RNA from Glarea lozoyensis ATCC 20868, 1011 nucleotides. RefSeq lists its product as uncharacterized. The transcript is spliced from 2 exons. Bases 1 to 1011 code for a protein of 336 amino acids. NCBI's taxonomy places the organism in Eukaryota, Fungi, Ascomycota, Leotiomycetes, Helotiales, Helotiaceae. The record is from RefSeq and is a predicted model, not a curated record.